AUGGCAAAUAUCAAUCGCGGCCCUGCAAAAUGCUCCUUGACGGGAAAACACGCACUCCUUCCUGCACAUUUUUGCUGGACGUUCGGUCGGGGUUCAGUGAUAUGGCGUAUAUGGCCAGCCGUGCUCCUCCACACGCUGUUUGCAGCUCUGGUUGUUUAUCUCCAACUGAAGGAUUACCUCGACCUACGUAUCCCUAAUGUUAUGCCCACAGUCCUUGGCGUUGUCAUCGUCUUUGUGAUUUCAUACCGUGCUAUGAGCGGUCGCACUGUGGGUCGACUCGUUUGGUUCCAUGUUCCUCCUCGCUUGACGCCAAAUAUGCCUCAGGAGAUUGAGUCUGGUCGGACUGAUCGGUCGCCUGGGGAGAUGAUCAAGGUCAUGGCAGAAAAAAGAAUGGCGUUGGAUCUUGUGGAGACGUUCGCUGUGGCCACGAAGCACCAUAUCAGAGAUCUUGUUCGACCUCUUCACGAUGUACGUAGAAUAUCUCUGUCCAAACCUCUCCAUUUUAAACUUCUCGCGCCCGGCACGAACAUACGGCCGAGCAGAAAGCUGCAGCGCAUCGUAUUGCGUCCAAUCCAUCUCUUCCUCGGGCACAGCUUGUCUUCCUCUAUUCCAUCGACUUCACGUCCCAGCUUUGACACGGAGGAUCCUAUCAUCCCGCCUAUCAAUGCAUAUGGAACAUUCCACCUUUCUAAGCACACUUCCAGCAUUUCUCUCCGGCAUCAACUAAGGCAAAAUACUCCCUCGUUUUCUGUACACCGAGCGCUCCAGCCAUCCCAGCAAAUAAGUAGCGACAAUGUGAUGGACCGAGUCUCCGGUGACCUCAUUCCUUUUUCUGGCUUCUUCAGUACCAUACGUGGAUGGUUCAAGGGAACUAACUAUAAAUCUCUGCUGAGCACUGUUUCUUCCUUCGUAGGAACUGAUCCAUAUGGCGUGGACAGGAGCCAGAGGAAAAGGGGCGGACCCAUACAACCUGUUGUCAAUGGCAAAAAGCAUCGUCCCCGAGUCGCGGGCGGAGGGGAGAACCUUCCUCUAGAGAUUUUGAGGCGCUUGAAUCGGAACACAGUGCCUGGAACAAGUCUUGGAUCUAUGAUUGGACUGAUAGCUUCUAACUCUGUCGAGUUCAAAAUCUUGACGACACCCUUGCCUUUCACUGUAUGGCUUUACCCCUUCUUUCUGCCUUUCCAACUUGUUUCGACGUUUGGCUGGCAUACCGUUUCAGGCGUUUGCAUCGCCGCAUUGAUUUAUCUGGGUUUCCUCGCUGCUGGUGAAGAAAUCGAACAACCUUUCGGUUCGUCACACUACUCCAACAACGACCUCGACCUUGACGUGUUCUGCCACGAGAUAAUUCAUGUCGACAUUGAAAACUUCAAGAAGUCGCCCUGUUUGAAUGCCUAUUCCCAACCACCUCAGGGGCAACAGCCCGUCAGGCAAGGUUCUUUGACCUUGGCCGAAACUACCAACUGCUUGACAAAAGAUCCUGACGAUGAUAGCGACAGUAAUGAUUUCGAGCUCAACGGCAGAAUUGAGGGACUCGGAAGUUCUACUGGGAAUUCCACCGCAUUAUGA
This is a messenger RNA of Guyanagaster necrorhizus, 1566 nucleotides long. RefSeq lists its product as uncharacterized. Gene Ontology annotation, molecular function: chloride channel activity. The record is from RefSeq and is a predicted model, not a curated record. The transcript is spliced from 15 exons. Lineage: Eukaryota; Fungi; Basidiomycota; Agaricomycetes; Agaricales; Physalacriaceae. Bases 1 to 1566 code for a protein of 521 amino acids.